This is a messenger RNA of Notolabrus celidotus (New Zealand spotty), 1408 nucleotides long. RefSeq names its product centromere protein L (gene cenpl). The transcript is spliced from 5 exons. NCBI's taxonomy places the organism in Eukaryota, Metazoa, Chordata, Actinopteri, Labriformes, Labridae. The coding region runs from base 48 to 1181 and encodes 377 amino acids. The record is from RefSeq and is a predicted model, not a curated record.
GAUUGGCUGUUUGUAACCGCACAGCCUGCUGGGAGCAUAGACUGGUAAUGCUGGGAGAGCGCGAUGUUCAAAUUCGUUUCCGGUUUUGUUCUGCUUCGGCCGACACACCAGCCAUGGAACGGCAUCAUAACAGUAUUUCAAGGACUCCCCUCAGCGGUGUCCAGGUCCAGAGGAGGAGUAAGAGCUACAGACAGUCCGUCCGCAGCUGCAUAGGUGCUGCUCCAGCACUGACGACACGGAGGCUCAACACCAGCAGACGGGCCCCAAAGUCCCACAACAUCACCGAGAAAGUCAGUCCACAGCAGCUGGCCUUGCUGGUGAAAACAGAGUGGCAGCUGUCAUACGUCACCCCUCUGUAUCAGUUCAGACACACACAGCUGAGGAGCUACUCCCAGCAGCUCUCGGCGUUCAUCGCUGCAGAGAAGCAGCAGGGUCUGGCAGUGGAGGUGGAGGGAUCCAAUGGGAGCUUCAGGGUCUCUUUCUCUGUGGUGCAGGGGAUGGCUGAGUCAGAUAGUGAUGCUGAGACUGUCCUCAUACAGAUCCUCUCGAAGCCUCUGUUCGCGAGGCCAGACGAGCCUCAGAGAGCCGUGUGGAGCGGCUGGCUCACUUGCAUCAACGGCAGCCCCGAGUACCUGUGCUCCCUCCCGAAGGACUUCACCUGUCUGCCUCUGUUCUGCAGCAGCGGGGCGGUGGGUCUCACCUCCCUGGUCAAGUCCUGGUUCCAGCAGAUGUUCGACUGCUGCUUCGGUCCGCUGGAGAUCAGCAGCACCAGCCUGCAGUGGCUGGUGGCUCUAUGGACAAACUGCCACACAGAAUCCCCCAUCCAGCACCUGAAGAUGAUUUGGACUCUUCCUGUGAAGCCGCCGCUGAAGGUGACGUACACGGUGAACGGGGCGGACGCCUGGGAGCUGUGGGGCAGUGUGAGGAAGGAUCAGCAUGAGGAAGAGGAGGAGGAGGAGAGCAGCAUCGACAUAGAGGAGGUGAUGAGGUUCAUGAAGGGGUUGAAGACCCAUUUCUACAGACACUUCAAGCUGGAUCUGUCCGCAGGGAAGCUGGACCAGGUCUCCACAGCGCUGGGAUCUGCUAGAUGUGGCGGCAGGUUUAAGAUCACAAACAGCAAGUACAUGAUCACCACCCUGACGCUCCUGACCGAGUGUGCUCUCCUCAAAAUGCCCAUCUGAAGGACGGAGGAGCGCUUUACGCCAACAUGAAAGAACUUUUAGUGACCCUUUUUCAAAACCAACACGAGAUCGACGUCACACUGUUUUGUAUUUACAGGAUAACUCACAACUUGAGUUCUAAUAAUGAGCAUGAAUUCUCCCCUCUUUUGUAAAUACUCUGCUGUACAUACUCUUGUCCAGUUGUUCUGUUUUUGUCAUUUAUAGUUGUAAAUAAAAUCAGAAAAGGA